UAAAAGCAAGAGAGCUGAAGUGUAAGAUAAGUGUUUAAAACAAACAUAGGGCCACAGUGUCAGCAUGAGAACGACUUUUAGUAUUGCGUUGACACAUCCUGAAAACUUUUGCUAUUGCACAAAGAGGGUAAAAAUAGAAGUUGUGAGGGGAAGAACUGCUACAAGGAGACGGACGACAGCUGAACACACGCAUACCGAGCGAGGAAAAGAGCAGAACUUCAAGUUGGCGCAACAGUCUGGCUUUAGGAUGUUCUUUCUCACCUGGGCUCCUUUGUUCUUCCAUGUGAGCGACUACACAGCAGCAGUCGCCUCACACAGCGACGACUUCUGCGAGAAGGGCUUUUGCAUCAGCCUCAGCAAAAGCCAAAUUGUGUCCGAGGUGGGACUCUGCGUGGUCAUCCCGUGCUCCUUCUCCUCCGCCUUCACGCCUCACAGCUUGGUGUGGUUCAAGUGCCCCCGAACCAAAAGCAGAUGCAGCGACACGGAGAUCAUCUUCCACUCCAAGAACCGCGGCAAAAUUCAAGAGCGCUUCCGGGAUCGAGUUGGAAUGUUGGAGCCCGACGCGCGUCGCGGGAACUGCAGCAUCGUGGUCAACGACCUCACAUUCUCCGACUCCGGAUCCUAUCAGCUGAGAGUCAACGGUUUGGUGUCGUCCAAGCCGGACGGAUUUACCUUCACGCGACGCCCCUUGGGGGCUCUCAGGAAACCCACUGUGCUGCUCCCCAAGAUGACUGCUGGUCAAGCAGCGACGCUCACCUGCGUGGCCCCGGGCCUCUGCUCCACCGCCUUCAUCCCCACCAUCCAUUGGGCGUGGAGCGGAGCCACGGACAACGACACUCGCCCCGCCGUCACCGACCUGGAUUUGGGGAUGGCUGCUCAGAGAUACUAUUCAACUUUGACCUUUAACGUCACCGCCGAACACCACGGCCGCGGCGUCACUUGCGCAGUCUCCUUCUGGAGAGUCAACGUGACCACGGAGAUGACGGUGACGCUGAAUGUUAGCUAUGCCAAGCUUCCAUCCAUUUUGGGGCAGACGACAUUGAAGAGAGGUGACACCCUGAGUCUUUUGUGCAACGCUGACAGUUUCCCGCCCUCUUCCAUUACGUGGAACGUGACAAAUGUGCCGCUCGGAUCACAGCUGAAGCCAAGCUUAGCUAGCGCCUCUCUCGUUAUCCCCAACGUAACGGCGGCCCACUCCGGACGCUACGAGUGCGUAGCGACAAACCGUACGGUGCACGUGGAUGUGAUGGUGACAUGGUUCGCAGGGAUCGUCAACGGGUCUGGUUGUUGGCUCCAGGGUCAGCUGUUGACCUGCGUGUGCAUCAGCGGCGGGGUCCCGCCACCUGCCAUCACAUGGCCGUCGCUGGCCAACAGGACGGUCUGCGGCGCCGUUACCGCCGUUUCCGCCGACAGCGUCACCAGCAACGUCACGCUAAUUGGCGACCAUCUCAACAUCUCUGCCGUGGAGUGUGUGAGCGUGCAUAAAGAUGGCGAGGACAGGAAAAUACUCAAGCUUCAAAUAACAUUGGAACAAGAGGACCAAGGGAUGAAAAAGUUGGUAUCCAUGCUUCGUCUGGACGUCUUGAUUGCAUUUUUCAGCGGUGCGUUCGUGUCUGCUUUGUUGUGCUGGCUGGCCAGGACCUGCUGCAGUAAAGCAAAGAAAAGCCCCGGGCGUUUGGAUCUGGAGCCGUUGGCCUCGCAAGAACUCGAUUCAUUCAACAGCUAAGACUCACACUUUUGUUUUACUGUCGAAAUGAACGGCAAUCGAAUUUGCUUUGCUAUCUUCCAAAAAAGCAGCAUCAAAAGUGAAAAUUGAUGAUAUCAGCGCGCUCGUUGCUGGCUAGCUCAUUAGCCAGCAGCUAACGCUAGCAGAUGAUAUUGCUCGGGGGUUUGGUUUCCAGAGUCAAACCGUUCCUAACUGUCAUCGGUGUCAAACUAGAUCUAGCGACAGUGUCUCCAAAGAAUUCCAAUCAACGGUCGCCUCGAAAUACUUUCAAAGGCUCUUUUCUUUGAGUAGUAGUUCCUAGUUCUCUGAAUACUUGAGAAGGCAAUUCUUUCGAAGAAGGUGAUGACAUUUCAGGUGGAUGUUCUCUCUCGUCAGCAAUACCACCUCAAAAAUGUUGGAUGCGAGGAGGACAGCAAAGCGGAUGUGGCCUACGCCAGCAUCACCUUUUCCGCAAUGAGGAGAAACGACACCAGGAAAGUGACAACCAAUCACCAGGGCACUGAGUAUGCCAUGAUCAAAACCAAGGAGGAUGCUGACCAAUUACUCGAGCGUAAUGACCAUAAGGAAGAGGAGGGAAUGAUGGUGGAGGAUGGAACACAAUGCAUCAGUGACAAGCAAGAGAGGGAUGAGAACGAGGAGGCCUUGUACUCAAACGUGGGAUGAUGUCGUGAACGCUCGGUCGGUCAAUCUCUGCUGUGCAGCCACAGCAAAGCAACAAAACAAAAAGUCACAGGGAAAAUGUUCAUUCAAGUCUAUUGAAGACGACAAUCGUGACAAUGCACAAAUUUAUGUACACGUGUUUCUAAACACUCUUUAGUUUUCAUUUGAUAGCCUUUCAAAGCCGUGUGAAAAAAGAAAAAUAUCAUGAAAUGAUGACAGACAAUAGUAUUUCAAGAGAAGUGGUACAGACAAUGGAUGGAUUUUUUGAUGAAGUUAUAUCAGUAGAUGUGCUUUUCAAAAGUAAAUGCAUCAAAAUAUAAAAUGUUGAAUUAUUAUUAUAUAUUAAAAUGUAUGAAUUCAA
This is a messenger RNA of Syngnathus typhle (broad-nosed pipefish), 2747 nucleotides long. Its product is annotated as sialic acid-binding Ig-like lectin 16. The record is from RefSeq and is a predicted model, not a curated record. NCBI's taxonomy places the organism in Eukaryota, Metazoa, Chordata, Actinopteri, Syngnathiformes, Syngnathidae. Bases 65 to 1726 code for a protein of 553 amino acids. The transcript is spliced from 8 exons.